CGUAAGCCAUGUGCAUCUUGACGGAAACGUGUCGCCAUUAUGCCAAACUUCAUCCUAAAAUGUUCGUGAACAUAGGACAUCCGCUAUCGGUGCUUUUGGUAUUGGUGGGCACCGCUUUCUUCUUCUCACUGCAAAUGUUCUACGUGGUGCCCAAUAUAUUCGGAGCCGAUUCGUUAAUGAACAAACUGGGCUGGCUAGCGGGCAUCUUUGUGACGUACAAUAUCCUUGGCAACAUGCUGGCAUGCUACCUCACGAGUUCUUCGGUGGAGAGUCUGCCCAAGGGUCGUGAGUUUCCGGAACCCGAGGAGGAGCACCUGUGGCGUUAUUGCGAAGUCUGUGAGAAGCUGAUGCCACCGAGAUCCUGGCACUGUGCUUUGUGCAAGUGCUGCAUGCUGAAGCGAGAUCACCACUGCGCCUUCACGGCUAACUGCAUCGGACACAAUAAUCACCGAUAUUUCUUCUGGUUCAUCUUCUAUUUGACCCUUGGAACAUCCUUGAGCAUGGUCACCUUACUAAUUGAUGGGCUGAGAAAAGUCUGGCUCUUGGGACCCCUUCAUUCCAAUCUAAAGGCGCUUUUAUUAGCUACUGCUACUCAGAAAAUAGAAAUAUACGGUAUUUACGGGCACUACCUUCUCGUGCUACUCAACGCUUUAGCUUUCGGCUUUCCUGCCCUCAUGCUGGCAUUUCAAAUACAGAUCAUGGACUCGAAUGCCACGUACUACAAGAUGUUCAGUCGGCUCUACGAUCUGGGUUUCCGAAAGAACUGCCAGCUUAUUUUGGGCCAGCGAGGCCUCUGGACUUUCGUAUCGCCCUGGCUGAAGAGUCCUUUGCCACACGACGGCAGCCGGUGGCAGAUGAAGCAGGCCGCCUAAUUUAUUCGAUAG
Molecule: messenger RNA, 884 nt
Organism: Drosophila takahashii
Lineage: Eukaryota; Metazoa; Arthropoda; Insecta; Diptera; Drosophilidae
Product: probable palmitoyltransferase ZDHHC24
Biological process (GO): protein palmitoylation
Cellular component (GO): Golgi apparatus
Molecular function (GO): palmitoyltransferase activity
Source: RefSeq, a predicted model, not a curated record